Messenger RNA from Notolabrus celidotus (New Zealand spotty), 1318 nucleotides. RefSeq names its product Yip1 domain family, member 6 (gene yipf6). The transcript is spliced from 2 exons. The record is from RefSeq and is a predicted model, not a curated record. Lineage: Eukaryota; Metazoa; Chordata; Actinopteri; Labriformes; Labridae. Bases 241 to 927 code for a protein of 228 amino acids. Gene Ontology annotation, cellular component: trans-Golgi network; membrane. Gene Ontology annotation, biological process: endoplasmic reticulum to Golgi vesicle-mediated transport.
ACCAUCAGGAUGUCCUUGACGUCACACGGAAGUAAACAAUCCCCAGCUGACGUGGAGCAACAGUCCCUCACACCCGACAGGACGGACUGGGUGAACUGGAGCUGAAUUCUCUGAGUUAGGGAGACGUGUGUCGCCUCUGUGGACCACUUGUUGUAUCAUUUAUUAAAUGGACUCCGCUGCUGUCAUCUAAACUCCCGGAACAACCAGCGGCCCUCGUGAAACUCCUCGCUCUGAAGUAAAAUGGCGGCAGUGGAAGAGGCCAGCAGACCGUUCGCCGGGCUGUCAGAUGUCUCUAUCUCGGAGGACAUCCCCGUGGAGGGGGACAUCUCUGUGCCCAUGAGCUCCUCCAGGCGGGACGAUGAGUUCUCCACCUUAGACGAGCCGGUGAAGGAGACCAUUCUGCGAGACCUGAGGGCCGUGGGGAACAAGUUCAUCCACGUCCUCUACCCGAAGAGGAGCUCGGCUCUGCUGCGGGACUGGGACCUGUGGGGCCCGCUGCUGCUCUGCGUGACGCUGGCUCUGCUGCUGCAGGGCGGCGCGGCGGACAGCGAUGACCAGGGGGGACCGCAGUUCGCUGAGGUCUUCGUCAUCAUCUGGUUCGGCUCCAUCAUCAUCACUCUCAACUCCAAGCUGCUCGGCGGCACCAUCUCCUUCUUCCAGAGCCUGUGUGUGCUGGGUUACUGCAUCAUGCCUCUGACGGCGGCCAUGGCGGUGUGCAGGAUCGUCCUGGUGGGCGGCUCGGGGACGGUCAGCUUCGCCGUGCGGCUUGUGGUGGUGACGGCGUCCUUCGGGUGGUCCACCUUCGCCUCCACGGCUUUCCUCGCCGACAGCCAGCCGCCCAACCGCAAGGCUCUGGUGGUGUACCCGGUGUUCCUCUUCUACUUCGUGAUCGGGUGGAUGAUCCUGACGUUCUCACCGUCGCAGUAGAAGAGAACCUAAAGGGAUGGAUGUGAAGUGACAAACACGAGGGAGGUUUUUGUGGAGCGAAAGAACUCAAACAAACACCGGUAUCUGCCUUUGAAUGAAGAUAAGUGACUACUGAAAUGACUGUAAGAGUUUCUGGGCGUCUGAUGUUGUAAUAAGACUCAAUAGACUCUAAAUGACUCCUUCAGGUGAAGCAAUGGCUUCCCCUCAGGUCUAGAGCAGACCUGGGGACAGUUUGCUGCAGAUGGAGAGUUAUAAAGCUGAGGAUAUGUUCAUAUUUUUCAGUUUGUCUCACAGAUAAGUUUACGAGCGGUGUAUAAAUAAAGUCUAGAGGCUUGUACAUAGAAGUGCUUUAUGAAUGUCCUAACUAAUACAGAUGUGAUAAUUACUAUUU